This is a messenger RNA of Aegilops tauschii subsp. strangulata, 622 nucleotides long. RefSeq names its product F-box protein PP2-B1-like. The record is from RefSeq and is a predicted model, not a curated record. Lineage: Eukaryota; Viridiplantae; Streptophyta; Magnoliopsida; Poales; Poaceae. Gene Ontology annotation, molecular function: protein binding.
UGGGCUCCAUCGAUCCACCGGAGCCAAAUGCUAUAUGCUGUCAUCAAGCGAGCUGGCAAUCGCUUGGGGUAAAAUCGAUCUUUACUGGAGAGAGAGAUUGGACCCGGAUUCAAGGUUCCCCAUGGUCGCGGAGCUUAUGUCGGUCUGCUGGUUCAGCAUCUUUGGCGUGAUCAAUAGCAGGGAGCUCUCUCCCGGCACCCACUACGCGGCCUACCUCGUCUUCAAGCUUACUCACGAUGCCUCCGGCCUCAGCUCCCGCAGCCAGAUAUCAAAGGUCGAGGUAGGCGGGCAAGUGGUGGGGAGCGCUCGCACGGCGUCUCUCCAUCCAUGCAACCGUGCUUCCUGCAGUGGCGCUGCCAUCGGUGAGGCAUCAUCUUCAACGAUGAACAACAAUUGCGUCGUGAAUCAGCCGCAUGAGCACAAGGAUGAGGACGAAGGAGGCAUCGUCAGGUACCCGCGCGAGAGGGUUGACGGCUGGCUGGAGCUAGAAAUUGGCGACUUCCACACCAGCGCAGGUGAUGAUGCAGGCGCGGAUGUUCCCAUGGGACUGCACGAGUUCGAGGAGCUGCAGUGGAAGAAGGGGCUCAUCCUCGAAGGAAUCGAGAUAAGGCCUAAGAAUUAA